This is a messenger RNA of Suillus fuscotomentosus, 2304 nucleotides long. RefSeq lists its product as uncharacterized. The transcript has 7 exons. The record is from RefSeq and is a predicted model, not a curated record. The coding region runs from base 1 to 2304 and encodes 767 amino acids. NCBI's taxonomy places the organism in Eukaryota, Fungi, Basidiomycota, Agaricomycetes, Boletales, Suillaceae.
AUGGUUUUUACUUACUAUUCGACCCAUAGAACAAGCAGUCCGGUACCAGACAACACACCUGUAGUGACGCUAUCCAACCCACUGCCCACCCCAUUGCCCGACCCAGAUGCGCCGCCUACACCAGCUCCUGGAACAAACAGUGAUGAUCCCAAUGCCUAUGUGGAAAAGCUGUUUUGCAACUGGGUGAAAAACUCACGCCUGGCUUUUUUGAACGAUCAUUUAUCUACUUACCGUGAGCGCGUCAAUCAGGGAAAGUCACAAGCGAACAAUUAUGUACACAAGGUGGUGAAAGAUUACUUCAAACGAUAUCACUGGAAGUUGAAGGUAUCAGACGAGCCUUCUGAAAACAAUCCAUUACAAAUGGAGUCAGACGAGUCUCUGUCCCCAGUCGAACUCAAGCAGAAAUCGCAAAAGAUUAUUGCGAUGCAGAAGGCAAUCAAGAGCUGGCUAGAUUAUUGUGCCAAGUCCUCCAAGAAGUUGCUCGUGCGCAACGGCAAGCCGGAGAACAAUGAAUGGAUUCGGCUUCUCAGCCAACUUUCUGGCGUCCGACGAAACAAACCGAAGGCCUUGCAAGCACACCAGCGAUGGUCAAAAGACCAUUUCGGGACCAAAAUCAAGGCUCAUUUUCUACGGAAGUGGCGCAGUGCUGGGCUACCUAGCAAGAAGAUGGCAGCCUUCCGUGACAAGAUCACAUGCAAGCACUUCAAAAAGCUAUCGAAAGAAGAACAGACUGACUGGAAGGAUAAAGCGCAAGCUGAAGGUAAAGCAGCAAUCCAAGAAUGGAAGGACCGGCUCGAAGCUGCUCCUUCCACAUCUCCCAUCGACAGACAAGUGGCCCUGGAUAACCUAGCAAGUUUUUCUGGGCCGAUUCUGGCUGGUAUGUCCGCAACUCUCGGCAUGCACGUAUCCCUCUUAGUCGGUGGACCCGAACCUCGGAAGCAAGGAAAAAUCACCGUCGUCAGUAUGCAUGAGGGCGUUGAUUUGGGUCCCAUACCAUGCAAUUGGCAGACCCGAGAUCAGAAAAAGUUCAAGAUGGUUACUAAAUAUUUUCAAAAGUAUUUAUCACAAGCCUAUACCAAACAGGACUGCGAUUCCCGUCGCCUUCCAGACGAUCUCGAUAACAUGUUCACCAUUUCGCAGGCAGGCGAUCAAUCCAACGCCAAAGAGGAUCAGACAGGUGGCGAAAUGAAUAAACCGACAGCAGCUAAAUUUAGAUCCCGCCGAGUGAAGCCACGGCAGCAAGGUACUAAACCAGGUCGUGCUUCUCGGCAGAAGCCUUCUAAACCUUCUGAGAUGGACGAAUCAUCAUCCGAAUCAUCUUCCCCGACCUCCGGCUCAUCUUCGUCUUCAUCAUCCUCAGCUUCAUUGAUCUCUACAGAUAGCAAAGGAGAAACCCACUGGGAAUUACCAUUUGCACCAAAGAAAAUGAACUACGGCAGAUCUCAGGCGACUCAACGCAAGGGGAAGCCAUCUUGUGCCAAUGGAAACCAUUUCACAUCUGAAGUGUCGGAUCAGACAUCCGAAGUGCCGGAUCGGGCAUCCACAGUGCCGGAUCGCUCAUCUGAAGCUGCUGUGUUUGAGAUGCUGGAAGAUACCGAAGAAUUUGAUGAGCUUGCUGAGAAUACCAACACCCCCGUUAAUGAGGCCGAGAUAACCAUCGAUCCAUCUCCUGAUGGCAACUUAUCGCUCAACUUACCUGCACUCCCGCUCAGCCCACCGUGGUUCAGAAAUCCAUUCCAGCAGUUGAUGAAUCCUGCUCUGGCUUCUCCCCAGUUAAUCCAGCUAUUUGAAAAGUUGGUAUGCCUCGAGGAUGCCUCGAGCUUUGCGAAUGAGAAAGCUGCCUUGGGAUGCGAGCAUCGUCCAAUCGAAGUCCACUGGUGGAUUUCCCGCGGACGUAAAGGGAAACCAACCAUACCUGAUCUAGACGCAUUCAUGUCGCAAUGGUGGUCCUGGUGGCUGACACUUCAACCGGAGUGGAGAAAAUGUCAGGCGCCAACACUCAUGGCACGUGCAGUUCUCCCUCGCACCGAUGACGGCAAUUGGGACACCCUUAACAAACCAGGUGCAAACGGCAUGUUGUCAAUUGUAGCUACCUUGAAAUGGUGGGCAGACGGUGCCAAUGGCAAAGGGCAUGAAGAGUCCUGCUGGGAAGAUGCUGCAGACGACGUGACUUGGGUUUUGGACCGGCUCACUGCAAUUCGUUCUAUGUCGAAGUCUAAGUCUUCCGGUGGUAACAAGAAACAGGGUUGCUCUGAUACUCAGGUAAAGGUAUCAUCAUCAAAGAGGACACGUAACCGGCAGUAG